GGUUGGGGGAAACUUUUUAUUUUUUUUUACCCCCCUACCCCUCAUCUGGUGGAUUUCAAAGUUGUUUGGGAGGGGGGGGCGCAGUUGUGUUUCCAUGGCAAUGGCUUGGAUGGAGCUCGCGUAAUCACCUGACAGUAGGAAGGAGCGCCUCGAUGGCCCAGGUUUCGCCGAUGGACAUGGCCGCCCCACUCCUGGACGACACGGAGGACCACAGGUGUGCGGGACUUCUCUUCAAUGUCAACAACAGCAACAACAACAAAGACAAGGAUGAGAAGAAGAAGAAGAAGAAAAAGAAGGAGAAGAAAGACAAGAAAACGAAGGAGGGGAAGAAGAAAGCCGAAAAAGAAGAAGAAGAAGAGGAGGAAAAGAAGAAAGCCAAGGCAGAGGAGAAGAAGGAGGCGGUUCCAAAGGAGAUCACGGUGGUGGACCCGGCGGGGAACACAUAUUACCACUGGCUCUUCAUCAUCACGCUUCCCGUCAUGUACAACUGGACCCUCAUCAUCGCUAGGGCGUGCUUCGAGGAGCUUCAGAUGGACUACUUGCGCUUCUGGUUCCUCUUGGACUUUCUCUGCGACUUGCUCUAUGUGGCCGACAUGAUCUUCCGAACCAGGACAGGCUACCUGGAGCAGGGUCUUCUGGUCAAGGAUGAGCAGAAGCUACGCGAGCGUUACGUGAAGAGUUUCCAGUUCCGACUGGAUGUCCUCUCCAUGGUCCCCACGGACGUUCUGUACGUCACUCUGGGCCUCAACUACCCCGAGAUCCGCCUCAACAAGCUGCUGAGGUUCAACAGAAUGCUGGAGUUCUUCCAGAGGACCGAGACCAGAACCAACUACCCCAACAUGCUGCGGAUCUCCAACCUGGUCAUGUACAUUGUCAUCAUCAUCCACUGGAACGCCUGCCUCUACUAUUCCUUCUCCAAGGCCAUCGGUUUUGGCUCGGACAGGUUUGUGUAUCCUGACCCAGCAAACCCAGAGUUCGGCCGCCUGGUGAGGAAGUACGCCUACAGUAUGUACUGGUCCACGCUGACGCUCACCACCAUUGGAGAGACUCCGCCCCCCGUGGAGAACUCAGAGUACUUCUUUGUGGUCACCGAUUUCCUGGUGGGCGUGCUGAUCUUCGCCACUAUCGUGGGUAACGUGGGCUCCAUGAUUACCAACAUGAACGCCGCCCGCGCCAACUUUCAGGCUCGCAUCGACGCUAUCAAGCAGUACAUGAGCUUCCGCAAGGUAACCAAGGACCUGGAGAAGCGCGUCAUAAAGUGGUUCGACUUCCUGUGGACCAACAAGAAGGCGGUGGACGAGCGGGAAGUCCUCAAGUACCUUCCGGACAAGCUGAGAGCCGAGAUUGCCAUCAACGUGCACCUGGACACACUCAAGAAGGUGCGUAUCUUUGCCGACUGCGAGGCGGGCCUGCUGGUGGAGCUGGUGCUGAAGCUGCAGCCGCAGGUCUACAGUCCCGGAGACUACAUCUGCAAGAAGGGCGACAUCGGGCGCGAGAUGUACAUCAUCAAGGAGGGCAAGCUCGCCGUGGUGGCCGACGACGGCGUCACGCAGUUUGUGGUCCUCAGCGACGGCAGCUACUUUGGCGAGAUCAGCAUCCUGGCCAUCAAAGGCAGCAAAGCCGGAAACAGGCGAACGGCAAACAUCCGCAGCAUCGGUUACUCCGACCUCUUCUGUCUUUCCAAGGACGACCUGAUGGAGGCACUGACCGAGUACCCCGACGCCAAGGCCUUGUUAGAAGAGAAGGGGAGACAGAUCCUGAUGAAGGACGGCCUGCUGGACCUGGAGGUGGCGGCUCAGGGCCCCGACCCCAAGGAGAUGGAGGAGAAAGUGGAGCGGAUGGCGAGCACGCUGGACGACCUGCAGACGCGCUACGCUCGACUGCUGGCCGAGCACGAGGCCACGCACAGCAAGCUCAAACAUCGAGUCAGCAGACUGGAGAAGAAGACCCCCUCCCGUCUGGGCGGUGCCCCGCCGCCACCUACCGAAUAACAAGCAUUGCUGUGGAAGUGUGUGUUCUCUUCAUAUUCCAAACCAGGAACACAGACAUAAUGUUAACUGCUAGACCGCUAAAGCUGGGGUUCUCAAACUUUUGGGCUCCAUUGAGAAAAUUCCUCAUGAUCCCAACAAUGACGUCAAUUGCUUCAACCUAAAUAUUCACGAUUCGGCGUUGUCAAUUUAGCGAUUCGGUUACUCGAUUUAGCGGCUGCUCGAAACGACUCGUUUUCAAAAAAAAAAAAAUAACGAGCAACUUUAAUUCCUUCUAAGAAACAUACAACGCGCUGUUGGUGGAAUCAAGUGCAAAGUAUACACUUUUAACGUAAAUUAUACACGAUCAUUUACUGUAAAAUCUAUUUUACGCACCCCAAUAUAAUGGCAAACAGACAGACCCCAGUUUGAGGACCCCUGCGAUCAAGCACCAAAAGCUAAAUAGUCUAAAUAUGAUUUGUAGCAGAAACAUGCUAAUCACAUGUUGUUUCUUGGAAUGAUGUGGACGUCGUAAAUUAUAAUAAACAAUAUUAAUGAACAAUCAGUUGCCACGUC
Molecule: messenger RNA, 2543 nt
Organism: Phyllopteryx taeniolatus (common seadragon)
Lineage: Eukaryota; Metazoa; Chordata; Actinopteri; Syngnathiformes; Syngnathidae
Gene: cnga1b
Product: cyclic nucleotide gated channel subunit alpha 1b
Exons: 15
Coding region: 153-1991 (612 amino acids)
Biological process (GO): monoatomic cation transmembrane transport
Cellular component (GO): intracellular cyclic nucleotide activated cation channel complex; plasma membrane
Molecular function (GO): intracellularly cGMP-activated cation channel activity; protein-containing complex binding; cGMP binding
Source: RefSeq, a predicted model, not a curated record